UCUGGCCAUUCCUGUACAGUUGGCACCCUUUCGCUAAGCUUGCUAAAAAACGUCAUCCUGCAUCCGCACCUACAGAAAAACUAGACACACUAACCCGCGACAGACUUUGCCCUUAACUAUGGGACAUUCAGUUCGGUAGCUGUUAAGCCAUUGUUAGUAAAUAUAUAAUUUGUUUCAUCAAGUUAUAGAAGGUUUUUGUGAUAUAUACAUGAGAUUAUUAUUUAUAUGAACGUACAUUUGUCUUACCAGGAAUUGAUUCAAUAUUCAACAUAGUUAAUUUUGAUCUCUGGAGGAUUAAUUAUAAUUACAGAACAGGGCCGUUGCGUGACUCCGGAAAAGGUGAGUUAUACUAAAGAAAGAAGAGAUCAGAACAUAAGAACAGUAUAACAAACAUAAGAACAGAACAGAACCACCCUAAUGAAUCAGGAUGAUUAUACUCUAUCGUCUUCUGACGAUGAGUCACAACCAACUCAACCACAUUCCAAUAUAAGAUUACCACACUUAAAUCUUCAUGACUAUAGAAGGCACCAACAGAAGCAAGCAUCUCGAAAUUUUUCAAAAGCAAGUAAGAAACUAGCUACAGGAGGUAAAUCAGUAAGAUUCCCUGAUCUGUAUGUACCUCGAAAUCCUCGAGAUUCAAUGAUCAGUAGUGGUGCAGCAUCUAAUGCUAGUUCUUUAGAUGAGGAAUUGGAGGAUUUCAAUGACCAGGAUAAUGUAGAUCCUCAUGAUAAAUUACCGAGCUUUAAAUUUAAUACUUCAAAUGUAAAACAUAGUCAACUGGAAUUAAAUGAUAACGAAAGUGAUGAGAAUAAUGUAUUUCGAAAUCAGGAUAUUGAAUAUGAUAGUGAAGGAAUUCCUCAGAGCCUAAGUGAUUCAUCAUCAUCAGAUGAUGACGAUGACGAGGACAAUAAUGAAGAUGAUAAAGGAAAAGGUGAGGGUAUAGAUAUCACUGACCAAAACAAUUCAAGUCAAAUUAAACAUAGUUCAAGUAGUUCAGAUUCAUAUAAUGAAGAAAGAAAGAAAUCUAUAGCGGGAAAUUCAGGAGGUCUUAAGGGAAUCUUAAGGAAAAUGUCAUUAAUAGAUAGACCUACUGAUCAAGAUAUGUCUCCCUCAGAUACAUUCUUAGGACGUGUAUUAAGUAUGUCUAAUGGUGGUGGACUUAGUGGAGGUGGUUUAGCUCCCGGAGCUUCUAGAAUGGAACAUGAAUCUAUAAGAGAAAAUGAUGAAGAAGCAAGAGUAGGAUUUGAUGAUUCUAUAGAAAUGAAGCCAAUGGAUUUUGAUUCAUUAAGUGAAGAAGCCAAACAAUUAAUUCAAGCUCAUGUGCCUGAAUCCAGAAAUCAUAUUCAUGAAGGAUCUUCUAGUUCUCAUAAUACUACAUCACCUACGGAUUCAGGUGGUUCACAUCGAAGCUCAGAUCAUAAAUUUUAUACACCAUUACCAGGUGCAGAUAUUCUAAAUAAUGAUUACUAUGAACCUACUGGUGGUGAAUUUUUAUUAGAUGGUGAAACUGAGGAUGGUUAUAUUGCACCUCCAUCUCGAGUCCAUGCGGGAGUAUUAAGCUCUUUAUUAAAGUUAUAUAAUCAUGAAGAUCAAUCGAGAUCUACGUCAAGUCUAGCAUCUUCAAGAUUUACAGAUGCAGCAACUUUGGCAGGAGAGAGCACGUUUGGAGAAAGUAUUAAUGAAACAAGAACCCAAUCUUCCUUAGACUUUAAUAAAUUAAAACAAGGAAUCAGAUCAGCUCCCAAAAAAGUUGAAUCAUUUUUAGGAGCUGGUAAACAUAAACAUACUAGUUCAACUGAAGAUGAUGAAGAUCAAUUACCCUUUGAGUCAGAAAAAUUACCAUCAUUCCAGAAUGCUAAACCCCGUCAACCACCUAAAAGACCACCGAAAUUAAAGAAGUUAAAGGGUAAUAGACGAGAACAAAAAUUAAAAAUUACAGUUCAUAUAGCUGAUAUUUUACAAAGACAACGUUUCAUUAUGCAACUUUGUCGUGCAUUGAUGUUAUUUGGAGCUCCAACUCAUAGACUUGAAGAAUAUAUGUUAAUGACUAGUAGAGUUCUUGAAAUUGAUGGACAAUUCAUGUAUUUUCCUGGAUGUAUGAUAGUUUCAUUUGGUGAUGCAGCAACCAGAACUAGUGAAGUUCAUUUAGUAAGAUGUGUUCAAGGUUUAAAUUUAUCGAAAUUAUCUGAUGCUCAUAAGAUUUAUAAAGGAGUUAUUCAUGAUAUUAUGGGAGUAGAUAUAGCAGCAGCCAAAUUAGAUGAAUUAUUGAAAAAGAAAAACUUAUAUCCACCUUGGAUGUGCGUAUUAUAUUUUGGAUUAGGAGCUGCUACUGUAGCACCAUUUGCAUUUGGAGGAGGUUGGCUUGAUGUACCUAUAUGUUUUGGAGUUGGAUGUUGUGUAGGGUUUCUUCAAUUUUAUUUAUCAUCAAUGUCCAACUUGUAUUCAUCUGUAUUUGAAGUGACUGCUUCUAUUGUUGUUUCAUUUAUUGCAAGAGGUAUUGGAUCUAUAAGAGGAGGGAACUUAUUUUGUUUUGCAGCUAUUGUUCAAGGUAGUUUAGCACUUAUUCUUCCAGGAUAUAUCAUUCUUUGUGGUUCAUUAGAACUUCAAUCUCGUAAUAUUGUGGCAGGAUCAGUUCGAAUGUUUUAUGCUAUUAUUUAUUCAUUAUUUCUUGGAUUUGGAAUUACUUUAGGAGCAGCAUUAUAUGGAUGGGUCGAUAGUAAUGCUACAUCUGCCAAUACAUGUUCUGCCAAUCAUUCAUUAAAUGAUAAAUGGAGGAUUUUAUUUGUUCCUGGAUUUUCAUUAAGUCUUGCCUUAAUUAAUCAAGCAAGAUGGCAACAAAUUCCUAUAAUGCUUGCUAUUAGUGGUGGAGGAUAUGUAGCAAGUUAUUUUGCUGGUAAACAUUUUGCUAAUGUUACUGAAUUUACAUCUUGUAUAGGGGCAUUUAUUAUUGGAAUUUUAGGUAAUUUAUAUUCAAGAGUUUGGAGAGGUAUGGCUGUGAGUGCUAUGUUACCGGCCGUAUUUGUUCAAGUUCCUUCUGGUAUUGCCAGUAAGGGAUCAUUAAUUUCAGGAGUUAAUACUGCUGAUCAAAUUACUAAGGGGAAUUCUACUGCAGCAGCAGCAGCAGCCGCUUCAGGAGAUGUAGAUAUGGGUUCAUUAAGUUUUGGGGCUACUAUGGUUCAAGUAUCUAUUGGAAUUAGUGUUGGAUUAUUUGCGGCUGCUUUGGUCGUAUACCCCUUUGGGAAGAAGAGAACAGGGUUAUUUACUUUAUAGGUUAUUUAUAUAUAUAUAUACAUCUAUACAAAUACAUUACAUGUAGCAAUGGCUGCAAAUAGACAGAUUUAUUAUUUUCUUUUAUUGGGAGGUACUGCAUACAGCCCAGCACCCACCUAAGGAAG
This is a messenger RNA of Scheffersomyces amazonensis, 3395 nucleotides long. RefSeq names its product pheromone-regulated protein. The record is from RefSeq and is a predicted model, not a curated record. Gene Ontology annotation, molecular function: transmembrane transporter activity. The transcript has a single exon. Gene Ontology annotation, biological process: transmembrane transport. The coding region runs from base 418 to 3270 and encodes 950 amino acids. Lineage: Eukaryota; Fungi; Ascomycota; Pichiomycetes; Serinales; Debaryomycetaceae.